GAUAUAAAUACGAAAACCAAUACAUCAUAUUGCAUAUGAUUUAAAUACAAAAACCUAUACAGCUGGCAAUCGUGCUGAUUUUGCAACAGCUGUUUACGAUCAAUGGUUAUCACACAUAAAAUAAAUAACAGCUACUGUAGUUCUAGAUCUUAUUUUUAUACACAAUUGAGCAAGAUUGUACGGAGCCAUUAUGCACAUCUCUAAAGCCUCACUGAUUGGAGUUUGCCGUCAUGUCAGACGUACAUUUGCCACGCGAAUCGGGCAGGUGAUUGAAAACAACUCAGUAGUACGAAUAGUUGAAGUCGGUCCUAGAGAUGGUUUACAAAAUGAGCCCAAGCUCCUGCCCGCAUCAGUUAAAAUAAAUUUAAUUGAUCAACUAUCUGAUACUGGCUUAAAAACAAUAGAGGUGACUAGUUUUGUAAGUCCACGUUGGGUACCGCAAAUGGGUGACAAUGCAGAAGUGUUGCAAGGAAUAAAAAAAGUUGCAGGUGUAACAUAUCCAGUACUGACACCAAACCUUAAAGGCUUUGAAAGUGCUUUAAAAGCAGGAGCUAAUGAAGUAGCAGUCUUUACUGCGGCUUCAGAUAGUUUUUCGUUGAAAAAUGUAAAUUGUACAGCAGCCGAAAGCAUUCAACGUUUUCAACCAAUAUUCGAGGCAGCUAAGAUAGCUAAUGUACGUGUUCGUGGCUAUGUUUCAACUGUUGUUGGCUGCCCGUACGAAGGUGCUAUUAAGCCAAACGAUGUUGUUAAAGUCGCAGCUAAAUUAUAUGAAAUGGGAUGUUAUGAAAUAUCUUUGGGCGAUACUAUUGGUGUUGGAACACCAGGCACUAUGCAAAAAAUGUUGCAGGAAGUUGUAAAAGUAGUGCCCGUCGAACAAUUAGCUGUUCAUUGUCAUGACACUUAUGGCCAAGCACUAUCAAAUAUUUUAACUUCCUUGGAUUAUGGUAUUAGAGUUGUGGACUCUUCUGUUUCCGGAUUGGGAGGAUGUCCUUAUGCGCGUGGUGCUAGUGGUAAUGCAGCAACCGAAGAUGUAGUUUAUAUGUUACAUGGUAUGAAUAUCGAAACUGGUGUUGAUUUGGAAAAGUUAAUUGCUGUAGGCCGAUACAUUUGUAAUGAGUUAGGCAGGCCAACAGAGUCAAAAGUGAAUCGUGCUUGGAAGGGACCUGAAGCUAGAAAAAAAAGCCUAAAAAGUGAAUUGUAAACCUAAAUUUCUUUUACGUACCAGUAAUAUGCAUUUAUGAAAAAAUUUAUUUUUAACAAAUAUAUUUAUUAUUGAAGCAAUGUA
Molecule: messenger RNA, 1285 nt
Organism: Teleopsis dalmanni
Lineage: Eukaryota; Metazoa; Arthropoda; Insecta; Diptera; Diopsidae
Product: hydroxymethylglutaryl-CoA lyase, mitochondrial
Exons: 3
Coding region: 191-1201 (336 amino acids)
Biological process (GO): L-leucine catabolic process; ketone body biosynthetic process
Molecular function (GO): hydroxymethylglutaryl-CoA lyase activity
Source: RefSeq, a predicted model, not a curated record